Drosophila willistoni is the source of this 1366-nucleotide messenger RNA. RefSeq names its product interleukin enhancer-binding factor 2 homolog. The coding region runs from base 86 to 1279 and encodes 397 amino acids. The record is from RefSeq and is a predicted model, not a curated record. The transcript has 4 exons. Lineage: Eukaryota; Metazoa; Arthropoda; Insecta; Diptera; Drosophilidae.
UGAAAUAGUGCAAAGCGAACUGCUUCUGGCAACUCUAUACAGAAUAAUUUUUAAGAAAAAUACAAAAAUUCAUUUUAAAAGAAUUAUGGUUCGUGGAGCACUUCGAGGCGGUCGGCCGAUGCGGGGUGGCGGUGGAAUACGUCCUCCAUUUAAGAAAACAUUCGUUCCACGGCAUCCAUUCGAUAUAACUCUGGCAGAGGUUUUCUUUCCAAAAGUAGCACCGGCUACCGACGAUUCUGCCCUGACUGCGGCACUAUUGAAGCGAAAUCAGGAUUUCUUAAGUCCUACUCCGGCGGAGCAGACAGCAAUUGGAAAUUUGGUUUCAAAGGUUCAGGCUGUUUUGGAUAAUUUAGUGGUUGCUCCAGGCGACUUUAAUACUUGCCAACUAGAAGAAGUUCGCCAAGUGGGCUCCUUCAAGAAGGGUACUAUUCUUUCUGGCAAUACCGUAGCUGAUGUCGUUGUUAUUCUCAAGACACUGCCUACAAAGGAAGCUGUGGACGCUCUGGCGAAGAAAGUUGAAGCUGAUCUGAAGACCAGCAUGAAGACUGAAGUGCUGACAAAGGGCGAGCAGCACACCAUUCUGGCGCACGAAAGAGGCUUUGAUAUAUCGAAUCAGCAGGCAAAGGUCCGCAUUCUUAUUUCUACAUUGCCCCAAAAUCUGCGCAAGCUUGAACCAGAAAUUCACAUGGACCCCAAAUAUACGCAAAGCCAUUUGGCAGCUAUUCGUCAUACACGCUGGUUUGAGGAGAAUGCUCACCAUUCGUCAAUCAAAGUACUGAUUCGGAUUCUCAAGGAUCUCACAAAGCGUUUUGAUGCCUUUUCGCCAUUGUCUCCCUGGAUGCUGGACCUAAUUGCGCAUCUCGCCAUUAUGAACAAUCCAUCGCGUCAGGCCCUGCCUAUCAAUUUGGCAUUCCGUCGCGUGUUCCAGUUGCUGGCAGCUGGCCUGUUUUUGCCUGGUUCGGCGGGCAUUACUGAUCCCACAGAACCGGGUCACAUUCGUGUACACACGGCAAUGUCACUGGAGCAACAGGAUGCAUGCUGUUAUACAGCGCAGACAUUGCUUCGGGUAUUAGCUCAUGGUGGCUAUAAACAUAUUCUAGGUCUGGAGGGCAAUACUAGUAUUGUGCGCGAGAUGUCAGUGUGGAAUGGUGUGUGUGUCUCGCCACUUGGAGCCGUUUAUGAGAAACCAACGGACAAGAAGGAAGGAGAUGCGGAGGAAGACAUUGAGAUGAUCGAAAAUGAAAACGAGGAUGACGGUAGCGACGAUGGUGCCGAAUGAUUUAACAGUUUUAUUUAAGCUAAAUGACAUUCAUUGUAUUGCUAAAUAAUCAUAGACGCCCCAGUUAUGGGUUCAUCCUCAUUUAAA